This is a messenger RNA of Vicia faba (fava bean), 438 nucleotides long. The record is from the annotation of a GenBank genome assembly. NCBI's taxonomy places the organism in Eukaryota, Viridiplantae, Streptophyta, Magnoliopsida, Fabales, Fabaceae.
AUGGCAACCCUUCAAUUUACACCUUUAACUCUUCUCAAACAGAAGCACCCCACAACUAAGUUUCCAUCUUCUUCUCAGUUCAACACAAAUAAGAAAUCACCAUCACUCACAUUCACUGUAAGGUCUUCUUAUAAAGUGGUUAUUGAGCAUGAUGGCAAGUCUACACAGCUUGAAGUUGAACCUGAUGAGACCAUACUGUCAAAAGCAUUGGAUUCUGGUUUGUCUGUUCCUCAUGAUUGUAAGCUUGGAGUUUGCAUGACUUGUCCUGCUCGUCUUAUCAGUGGCAAAGUUGAUCAGAGUGAUGGAAUGCUCAGUGAUGAUGUUGUGGAACGUGGUUAUGCACUUUUGUGUGCCUCUUACCCUCGUUCUGAUUGUCAUAUUAGGGUUAUACCAGAGGAUGAGCUACUCUCAAUGCAGUUAGCUACAGCUAAUGACUAA